This is a messenger RNA of Protopterus annectens (West African lungfish), 3453 nucleotides long. Its product is annotated as protocadherin gamma-A3-like. Gene Ontology annotation, biological process: homophilic cell-cell adhesion. Bases 101 to 2524 code for a protein of 807 amino acids. NCBI's taxonomy places the organism in Eukaryota, Metazoa, Chordata, Ceratodontiformes, Protopteridae. The record is from RefSeq and is a predicted model, not a curated record. Gene Ontology annotation, molecular function: calcium ion binding. The transcript has a single exon. Gene Ontology annotation, cellular component: plasma membrane.
AAAGAGUGUUAGGCAGAUGAAAGCUCAACUUCGUUAACCUGAAACUUGUGAAUACGCUGCUCAGAAUCUAAGUAUCUGUCCUGAAAUCGAUAGUGCAAACAUGGGAAGAAGACGGGAUGCCAGGCAGCUCCUGUUUUUAUUCGCAGUUUUCUGGCUUCAGUGUUUAACAUCUGGGCUUCUGAGAUACUCCGUGCCAGAGGAAACAGAACGUGGAUCCUUUGUUGGUCAUCUUGCAGCAGAUGUGGGCAUCGAUCCCAAAGACGUAGCAGCUCGCCGCCUGCGACUCACCUCAUCGGCCAAAAGCCAUUUCUUUAAAUUUAAUUCGGAGACUGGGGAUCUAUACAUAAAGGAGCGAAUAGACAGGGAACAGAUAUGUGGUAAAUUACCUUUGUGUUUCCUCCUGUUUGAGGUUGUUGUGGAAAAUCCUUUGAAUGUAUUUACCGGAGAAGUUGAAAUUCUGGACAUCAACGAUAAUCCCCCUGCUUUCCCAAACGAGGUGAUUAAACUGAGUAUCGGUGAAUUCACAUUUCCUGGUGCCCGUUUUCCUCUAAGUCAAGCGGAAGAUCCUGACAUUGGCAACAACUCGGUUAUUGAUUAUGAGCUUAACCCUAACGAAUAUUUCAGCUUGAUUGUAACAGACAGAGAAGGCAGCCAGUACACAGAGCUUGUUUUAAAUAAUACACUGGAUCACGAAAAGGACAGCGAACAUUUUCUCAUACUCAUGGCUAAAGACAAUGGGAUCCCUAAGAAAUCUGGUUCUGCUCAAAUACAGGUCAACGUUCUGGACGUUAAUGAUAAUGCACCUGUGUUCGUUGAAUCCAUUUAUAGGGCAAGUCUAAAAGAAGGUAUACCCGAAGGUACAAUAGUAGUUAAAGUAACUGCCUUAGAUGGCGAUGGAGGUUCAAAUGGAGAGGUAAGGUACAGUUUCAGUAAAAUAACAGACACAGCACGUACUCUGUUUAAACUGGAUCCCAUCACAGGUGAAAUAGUCACAGUGGGGAGUCUAGACUUUGAAGAAGAUGAAAGGUUUGAGAUUACUGUGGAGGCCAAAGAUGGGGGAGGACUGACUGACCAGUGUAAGGUUCUUAUUGACAUUAUUGAUGAGAACGAUAACGCCCCUCAGAUAACAAUUUCUUCGGUUUCUGAUGUUAUUUCAGAAGAUGCAAAACCCGGUGCUGUCAUUGCCUUUAUAAAUAUUGUUGACAGGGAUUCCGGUGACAAUGGUGAAACUGUUUGCCAGGUACAGGAACGUAUUCCCUUUAGGCUAAUAUCGUCCUUCACGAAUUACUACACAUUGGAGUUAAAUAGAUCUCUUGACAGAGAGGAGACUCCUAAGUACAAUAUAACAAUCAUUGCUGCCGACAAAGGCUCUCCAUCUCUUUCAACCAUGAAGACCAUCUGUGUCGAGAUUUCUGAUAUAAACGACAAUUCUCCUCAGUUUUCUAAAACGUCGUAUUUUUCGUAUGUACCCGAAAAUAACCCACUUGGGCAUGUAAUCCUUACAGUGGAAGCAAAAGAUGCUGACUGGAACCAGAACGCUCACGUUACUUAUUCUAUUGCCCCUAGUUAUAUUGGUAACAGUAACACUUUAGUCUCUGCAUAUGUAUCAAUUAACCCAGAUAAUGGUAACAUUUAUGCUCUGCGUUCUUUUGAUUAUGAAGACUGUAGAGGCUUUCAGUUCCUAGUUCAGGCCACAGACGGUGGUUCACCACCCCUCAAUACCAACGUUACAGUGAAUGUCUUCAUUCAGGAUGAGAAUGACAAUAUCCCUAAAAUUCUGUACCCACUGCCAAGUGAUGAAGCUUCUGCGGGCAUUGAGAUAGUACCCCUUUUGGCAGAAGCAAAUUAUCUUGUGACUAAGGUGGUAGCAGUUGAUGCUGACUCUGGACAGAAUGCUUGGCUUUCCUAUCAAAUGUUAAAAGCUACGGAUCCUAGCCUUUUUCACGUAGGUUAUCACACUGGCGAAAUUAGAAUUUCUCGUCCAGUUUUAGUGAAGGAACCAAUGAAACAAACUGUUUCCAUCUUAGUGAAAGAUAAUGGACAGCCUACACAUUGCUCCACAGCUACUGUUACUGUAUUUAUAGCAGACAGUUUCCCUCAGACUCUUGUAGAUGCACUCAGCCCACCAGAAGACAGAGACACUGAUUCUAAUCUCACCUUCUAUUUGCUGAUCUCUGUAAUCUCUGUGUCUGCAUUGUUUCUUUUUUCCAUUAUAAUUAUACUUAUUAUCAAGUUUCAGAAAUGGAGGCAAUCAUCAUUGCUCCAGUCAUCAGUUGUGAAUUACAAACUUGGGUACCCUUCAAACUGUGGAGAAAUAGAGGCCAUGGGACUUGGGCAACCACCGUACAUACAGGAAGUUUGUUUAACCUCUGGUUCUGGUAGAAAUGACUUUCGGUUUAUAAAGCCUAAUCUGGCUGACACAGUGGGAAGUACAAAUACUGACACAUACAGGUCACAACUGUAUCAUGAAGAUAUUUUUAGUGCAGGAAGUAAUACUGCACAAGUGAGAGCCUUUAUCAAAUGAUUAUUCAUUCAGGAAGCUACCAUCUUUAACUUGGUACCUAGUAAAAUGAUAUCCUUCAAUUGGUUGUACUAAAACAAAUCCAACAUAAAGGUGCUGAAUAAAUUAUCCAAUAAUUGCUGAUAAAAUAAACUAUCCAAAUACAGUGUAAGAUACAAAUACAAUCUCGGCAACUACAAAUAAAGGCAAGUUAUAUCUUAAUCAUUAAUCUUUAGUGAAUAUAAGACAAUGCAAGUGAUUCAGCUCCUGUACAGCUUAUGUUUUACUUGUUCUCUGAUUGGUAAACAAAAUGUACUCUGGAGCAAAGUAAAGGGAUGAUAUAACACCAGUUUGUUUGUAUUCCAUUAUGUAGAUUUGUAUUUAUGGUAAUACUGAAAGAUUCUUCAGAAACUGCACUUGUAAUUUGCUUAUUCGUGCACUGCGCAGAUCGAGUUGGGAAGUUUUUAGCUACAGCAUGAGAAGUAAUGAUAACUUACCUGCAAAGAUAUACAAAAUACCUACAAUAAUUUAAUUACUGAAUAAAAUAAUACUUAACUCAGUACAGACAAAAUUUAUGUAGUUAUUCGUUUGAUGGCAGCAGGACAGUAAAACAAGAAGAAAAAUGAUUCUGUUACUGUAGUUAACCCCAUUCAAGGUAAUGAAACUGGGGAAGAACACAGCUAGCUAUGUACUUUUUACUUGCAUGAACACAAUUUUUCCUCAAAUCAUCAAUCAGGAAAAUUACAACUUGCAACAACAAUUAUAAGAAGCUGUCUGUAAAUUAUUGAAAUUCUGCUUUUAACAUAAUUCAAGACUUUGUUAGUUAUUUUAAAAUAGCACAUUGUAGUGUCUGUGGUGCUACUGAAUAAACAAAAUGACAUGCACAUUUCUCAAGAAUGAGGUUAGCAUUUGAAAAGCUGCAUACUUGUAUGCAAUACACACACAUCUCUCCC